AGAAAUCAAUCGCAAUCUAGUGGACUAUAGUUUUCUUUUCGCCACCAUUUGUUUUCAUUCUUUGGUCAUGUUUUCGUGUGUAAAGUAAUAAUAUUCGCGGGAAACGAUAAAGAAAAAACUCUUCUGCAAAUAAAAUGAAGCUAAUAUUUAAACUGUCGAUUCUUGUAAUUCUAACGGGACUGCUUAAAUGUGAAAAUCUAGAUUUAAAUCUCGCUCCACCAAAAUGCCCCUAUAGAGAUACGGUUGAUUUGAGUGAUGUGACACCUUUUGAAAAUGGUUCCUAUUUAUAUGAAAAUGUCUUAAUACCCAGUGCAGAGGUAUACGAAUAUAAUUAUCGUUUAGCAUUUCGAAAUAUCGAAGAAGAAGCCGAAACGCAUUUGCGUGGCUGUGUGUGUGGCAAACCGAAGAAGUGCAUAAAAUUAUGUUGUAAACAUGGUGAUUAUUUCAAUGAAUUAACUGGGGAAUGUGAAUCGAUUCCCGAAGAUAUGAAUAUACCAAUUUAUUUGAAUGUAACAUCGGCGGAGGAUGAAGUGAACCUUGUCAAUUUGUAUCGGGAAUUUGUUCCGUUGGUCGGUAAACCAUGUUGGAAUUUGGAGAGUCUAACAUUGGACACGGAUAUGUGGACUUUAAAUGAGGAUGGUACUCUCUAUGUGCACAACGAUGACGCCCUAUUGGACACCGUCAGCUACUGUCUGUCACCCUAUCGUUACAAUGGAUCAAAUGAAUAUGUUCUAGUGGCCCUGAGUUGCCCCAUCAAAAAUGAGGAAUCAUUUGCAGUCACUUUCAACACUUACGCCAUGGCAAUAUCCGUGAUAUUUUUAGCACCAACUGUGCUCAUCUAUAUAUUUGUACCGGAAUUGAGAGGCAACUUGAGAGGCAAACUACUUAUCUGCUAUUUAAUCUCGCUGAUUGGUGGUUAUUCCAUAAUUAGCUUAAUAAAUAUCUCGGAAUAUGUCUUCGAAGAUAUACCAUGCAAUAUUCUUGGUUUUACAUGCUACUUCUCCUUUAUGUCGGCAUUCCUGUGGCUAAGUGUUCUAUGCUUCGAUAUCUGGCUUAAUUUCAAGGAUCACAGCGUGGACUUUUCAAGACAACGACAUAAGUUGCGUUUCCUUUUUUAUUCGUUGUAUGUUUGGGGUACAGCCACUUUGCUCAUGGGCCUAACAAUGUGGGCGCAGUGGUCUGAUUUGGUCCCAAAGAUUUACAAACCAGGAAUUGGGGAUGAUAUCUGUUGGUUGGAUACCAACAAGUGGUCGACCGCCCUGUAUUUCUAUGGACCGAAUUUAUUGAUAAUUCUCUUCAAUGUUGGCACCUUUACCAUCUUAUCGUUGCGUAUCUAUCGCAUUCGCAGUGAUGUGGCCAAGUUGACACAAAAACAAAUGUUCUUCAAAGAAAAGUAUCUGCUCUCAAUCAAUUUCAGUGGCGUCGUAAUUCUACGCCUAUUCAUUGUAAUGGGCAUCAGCUGGAUAAUGGACAUCAUUUCGUUUUGCCUCCGUGAUUAUAAGAUGGCCGAUUAUCUAUUUUUCAUAACGGAUUUUUGCAAUGCCAUUCAGGGAGUUUUGAUUUUCAUUCUGUUCGUCUUGAAACGCAACGUGAUAGCGGCCAUACGCAAGAGUGUCAGGCAAAAAUACCACAGAAAGCCCAGGCCGAGUGUUACCUCAAUAUCGACACAUUUCUCAAAACUUUCAUCUAGUCAUUCGACAAAUGCCUAAAUGGAACCCGAUAUACUCUGAAAAAUGAAGUAUGAUUUAUAGGGUUUCAUAGCUGUACUUAAUAUAUCACUUAUUAUCGAUGUAUUAGAAUUUUAUUGAAAAAAUAUGUUAACACAAUUUUAAGGAAAUAAUAGCUUAUUUUAAAUAUUUGUAGUGCAAAAUAAAGACAUAUAUGAAUAAUACCUAAAA
Molecule: messenger RNA, 1898 nt
Organism: Musca domestica (house fly)
Lineage: Eukaryota; Metazoa; Arthropoda; Insecta; Diptera; Muscidae
Product: G-protein coupled receptor Mth2
Exons: 7
Coding region: 135-1709 (524 amino acids)
Biological process (GO): G protein-coupled receptor signaling pathway; cell surface receptor signaling pathway
Cellular component (GO): membrane
Molecular function (GO): G protein-coupled receptor activity
Source: RefSeq, a predicted model, not a curated record